Molecule: messenger RNA, 504 nt
Organism: Haemonchus placei
Lineage: Eukaryota; Metazoa; Nematoda; Chromadorea; Rhabditida; Trichostrongylidae
Source: the annotation of a GenBank genome assembly
AUGACAUGCGGUAACGGGAAGGAGAAGGAUCGAACGUGGAUCCAGGAGUGCACGUGGCAGGUAUCGAAAAAGGGACUCGAAGUAGAUUCCGAGGAGAUAGAGCAACAUGGUCAUGAAGUGAUGAAGUCGAUCGAGUCGCGAGGCAGGAGGAAGCUCUGGCAGAAAACGCGAGCUUCAGAAGAUCAGCUGUCUUCGCAGCUUCCAAGAAGGUCGCCGUGUUGUUGUAGCGAGAGCAAAGAAUGCGAAAAUGGACGCACUGUACUAGAAACUGAUCGAGAAGGAGAGAGGUUCGUCUUCGGGCUGGCGAAAGUGAUGGCAAACGGCAAUGUUGGUGGAGUUGGAUUUCUGAUCAAUUCGACAAUCGCCCAGUUAGUAGACUCGCAUAACAUCGUCAGCCCGCGUCUUGCCGUCCUGCGCACAAACGACCGGGUUGCAAUUUCUGUCAUCAAUGCAUGUGCACCUACAUUGGUGGCGGCAGAGGAAAAGCGAGAAGAGUUUUAUUGA